GCGUCAUGCGUCUCUACUUCGAAUUAAACCAGCGGCGAAGGCAGUAGCUCCUCACUUACGAACGCAGACAGCAAACACUCACGGAGGCGGCGAUUUCUUCCUAGAUUCGGCGAAAGAAGACGAUUUCGACUUGUUUUCCGAUUAGAUGGCGACUUCAAGUUCUACUGGACAUUUAUUGUAUGGACCCGAAGACCCGUCCGUGUUAAAUAUGCAAAAAAAUCACAUUUCAAAUAAACUGAUGAAAGGGGGAACAACCCAAGUAUUUAAAGUCCGAAGGACUGAAAGUAAGACUUGGGACGCCGUGAUUCACGAGAAUGUAAGAUAUUGGCUUGACGUCUUUGGUUUCAAAGGCGUGAUCGAUUGUGGGAAGCCAAUGAAGGUCGACAAUGAGCUGAUCACGGCGUUGAUUGAGCGUUGGAGGCCGGAGACACACACAUUCCAUCUACCGAUCGGUGAGACGACGAUCACCUUGGAAGAUGUGCAAGCCAUCUGGGGCUUGAGGGCGGAUGGCGUCGUUUUCACGGGUCGUGACUAUCAUGACAACUUUCCAGAUUGGACCAGCAAGUGCCGCGAUCUGUUGGGAUGGAUACCAGAUUCUUCCACAGAGACAAAGCAAGGUGGUUUGCUGAUGACCGCGCUGAUCAACCAGACAAGGAUGCCUCUGGGUGAUGACCUGCCUACUUACGUAUACAUCCAAAGAGCACGUAUCCAUGCCCUAAUUUUAUUAGGAGGUCUCAUUCUACCGGAUACCACGGGGUGUAAGGUGCCAUUUAUGUGGUUGAAUGGGCUUGGGGAUCCGGAAGAGGUGAAGAAUAUAAGUUGGGGAAGCGCGGCAUUGGCCUACCUUUAUCAUUAUCUAUGUGAGGCUUCCAUGGAUAAGAGAAAAGAGUUGGGCGGCCCUAUGAUCCUCCUGCAGCUAUGGGCGUGGGAAAGAAUGCCCACAUUGAGGCCUGCGUUCAUAGGACCAAAGGUGGAGAGGAACAACGCAGAUAGGAAAUGCUCCAAGACACUCGGUUGA
Messenger RNA from Salvia splendens (bonfire salvia), 1018 nucleotides. Its product is annotated as serine/threonine-protein phosphatase 7 long form homolog. Lineage: Eukaryota; Viridiplantae; Streptophyta; Magnoliopsida; Lamiales; Lamiaceae. The transcript is spliced from 3 exons. Gene Ontology annotation, biological process: meristem development; meristem maintenance. Bases 146 to 1018 code for a protein of 290 amino acids. The record is from RefSeq and is a predicted model, not a curated record.